AAUAUUUCAGGUGGUGGUUAUUGUAUAUCGAUUAAGAGUGGAACUAAUACAGUGAAAGUACAUGAUAUAGCCUGUGGCCCAGGUUAUGGAAUCAGGUAAAUAUAUAUAUAUAUUUUUAAUUUUUUAAUAAUAAUAUAUAAUCAUAAUAUCUAUAAUUUAAUAUAUUUUUUUUGUAACAUAUAAUUAAUAUUUUUAAUUUUGUAGCAUUGGAGAGUUGGGUUCCAGAAAUUCUGAAGUUAAUGUUACAGAUGUGAUCGUCAAUACAGUCAAGUUUUUUGAAACUUUAUUUGGAGUUAGAAUUAAAACAAUUAAGGUAAUUAAUUAAUUCAUCUAUAUACUUAUAUAUAAAAAUAAUAAUGUUAAUUUUCAUUAUAUUGUAUUAAGUGUUCUUAAUUUUUUUUAUGCAGGGUGGUUCAGGAAUUGCAAAUAAUAUGCAAUUUGAAAAUAUUGAAAUGAAUAAUGUACAGAACCCCAUCAUAAUUGAACAAGGUUAUUGUGACCAAAAUGAUAAGCUUUGCAUAAACCAAAAGGAUUCAACAUCAUCUGAAGUUGAAAUUAGAGAUAUAUUAUUCGAAAACAUUAAAGGUACAAGCAUAGCAAAGAUGGGUAUUAAAUUGGAUUGCCAUGAAAGAUUUCCUUGCAGAGGGAUUACAUUGGAUAAUGUUGAUUUAGAAUACUAUAAUAAGCAUAGUCAUACCAAAGCAUUGUGUAAAAAUGUUGAGUUCACACAUUUUGAAAAUGUUGUUCCAAACUGUUACAAACAAACUAAUCACUCAACAUCUCAACCUCCAAAGCCAGCACCUCAAACUCCUCAACCAAAACCAAAACAAACACCAACACCAACACCUCAGCCUCAGCCUAUGCCUCAACCUCAACCCCAACCUAAAUCAGCACCUCAACCUCAACCAACACCUCAACCAAAACCAACACCAACAACACCAACACCAACACCUCAGCCUCAACCUCAGCCUAUGCCUCAACCCCAACCAAAACCAACACCAACACCUCAGCCUAUACCUCAACCCCAACCAAAACCAAUACCAACACCGACACCUCAACCAAAACCAAAACCAACACCAACACCUCAACCGAAGCCCCAACCUCAGCCCACACCAAAGCCAACACCUCAAACUCCUCAGCCUCAGCCCACACCUCAGCCAAGACCUCAACCUCAACCCCAACCAAGACCUCUACCUCAACCUCGACCUCAACCAAAGCCUCAACCUAAGCCACAACCACCUUCGAUACAAACACAAAAAAUUAUUAACGUUGAUGAUUUUGGAGCAAAAGGGAAUGGCCAAGAUGACGCAACGGUACGUACAUAUUUAAACUAAAUUAAUUACUCCAACUUUAUUUAUAAGUAUUUCAAUAUUUGAAAUUAGAAAUCCUGUCUGUCUAGUGUUUUUCUUAUCCAAUUUAUAUUGUAUGUAGGCAUUUGAGAGAGCAUGGGAAGAGGCUUGUUCAUCCAACGUUACCGUUACUUUAAUGGUUCCUCAAAAUAACAACUAUUUGCUUAAACCAAUUGUCUUUCAGGGCCCCUGUAAAUCAAAUGUGACA
Molecule: messenger RNA, 1557 nt
Organism: Cannabis sativa
Lineage: Eukaryota; Viridiplantae; Streptophyta; Magnoliopsida; Rosales; Cannabaceae
Exons: 2
Coding region: 402-1334 (310 amino acids)
Biological process (GO): fruit dehiscence; pectin catabolic process; anther dehiscence
Molecular function (GO): polygalacturonase activity
Source: RefSeq, a predicted model, not a curated record